AUGGCGACCGCCGUGAUGUCUCCUGCGGCCCUUCCAGAUGGUCAGUUCCAAAAGCGCAAGAGGUCCCGCUCUCGAGAACUCGAGAACUCGGAGCAACCUCCUUCCAGUCGGCGCAGGUCGUUGUCUCCUGCUCCUCCUGCCCGUCUUGUUGAAGUACCAAAAGUCAACGAUGUUGACCCUGUACGUCGUGCUGAGCGGGAGAAGCAGCUUGCCGCACGCAUGGCGGCAAUUGAACUGGAGAAGAUGGAGAAGGGAGAGGACAAGGACAAAAACAGGGAGUUCGACGCCAAAGCCGAAUUUGCGAAGCUUACGAACACUCGAUCUGGUGGCAUGUAUAUGCCCCCAGCCCGCCUACGUGCACUGCAAGAAGCCGCAUCGAAGGACAAGUCGAGCGCAGAGUAUCAGCGACUCUCGUGGGACGCAUUGCGCAAGUCCAUAACUGGUAUUGUCAAUCGAGUGAACAUCGCAAACAUAAAGCAUAUCGUACCGGAGCUUUUUGAGGAGAAUCUUAUUCGAGGUAGGGGUCUUUUCGCGCGCAGCGUCAUGAAGGCUCAGGCGGCAAGUUUGCCUUUCACGCCUGUUUUUGCGGCCCUCGUGUCCAUUAUCAACACAAAGUUACCUCAGGUAGGCGAGCUGGUGCUGACUCGCCUCAUCAGCCAGUUCCGGCGGUCAUUCAAGCGAAAUGACAAGAUUGUAUGCCACUCCACCACGACAUUCAUUGCGCAUCUCGUUAAUCAAGGAGUCGCGCACGAGAUUAUUGCUCUGCAAAUUCUCGUCCUGCUCCUUGAACGACCCACAGAUGAUUCUAUCGAAAUCGCUGUCGGAUUUACCCGCGAGGUUGGAGCUUUCCUUGCCGAGAACUCACCGAAAGCGAAUGCGACCGUGUUCGAGCGGUUUCGAGCAGUCUUGAACGAAGGCACCAUCAGUCAUCGUGUGCAGUACAUGAUCGAGGUGCUCAUGCAGGUGCGCAAGGACAAAUACAAGGACAACCCUAUCAUUCCAGAGGGCCUUGACCUGGUUGAAGAAGAUGAUCAAAUUACACACCAAAUUCAGCUAGAGGAAGAGCUUCAAGUCCAGGAGGGCCUAAACAUCUUCAAGUUUGAUCCAAAAUACACAGAGAAUGAGGAACGUUACAAAGCCAUUAAAACUGAGAUCCUUGGAGAGUCAGAGGACGAAGGAAGCGGGUCUGAGGAAUCUAGCGACGAAGAUGAGGAAGAAGCUGUGGAGGAGAAGGAAGGCAUCGAGGACCGCACGGAAACCAAUCUCAUUAAUUUGCGACGAGUGAUUUAUUUGACCAUCAUGAAUGCCCUCAGUUAUGAAGAAGCGGUUCACAAGCUGCUCAAAGUUCAAGUCAAAGAAGGUCAAGAGAUUGAAAUGUGCAACAUGAUCAUUGAAUGCUGUUCACAAGAACGGUCCUACUCUACAUUCUAUGGUCUGAUUGGGGAGCGCUUCUGCAAACUCAAUCGAGUUUGGCAUGAUUGCUUCGAGGAAGCUUUUGGCAACUACUACACAACGAUUCACCGAUACGAGACGAAUCGCUUGCGGAAUAUUGCUCGUUUCUUUGGGCAUAUUUUUGCCACGGAUUCGGUCUCAUGGGCCGCGCUAGAGCACAUUAAGCUCACUGAAGAGGACACUACAUCAAGUAGUCGUAUUUUCAUCAAGAUCAUGAUGAAUGAGGUGACCGAGUCGAUGGGAUUAAAGACACUAGUCGAGCGGUUCAAGGAUGCCGAAGUCAAGGCGGCGUGCAAAGGCAUGUUUCCUAUGGAUAACCCGAAGGACACCAGGUUCGCAAUCAACUAUUUUACCAGUAUCGGACUGGGCGCUGUGACUGAGGAGAUGCGCGAGCACUUAAAGAAUGCCCCCAGAAUUAUUAUGGAGCAGCGCAGAGCGAUGCUGGAAGCGGAGUCUUCGUCAUCCGACUCUUCGGACACGGAUUCGGACACGGAUUCAGAUACGGAUUCAGAUGAUGACAGUUCCGAUGACAGCCCACCGCGUCGGGCGCGUUCUCGGUCUCUGCCUAGACGGAACCGCGAUGACGAUAGGGACGUGCGACGACCAGCGGACGGGUAUGAUAGGAGGAGGCGGGAUGAUUCGAGGGACCGGGAACGCGCAAGAGACAGAGGCCCAAACACACCCCGCGAAAUAGCCAUGGCUGGGACGAAACGCGCUGCAGAAGACGAGACGAAUGGGCCCACCACCCGUUCUGCAAAGGCGCCCAAGACCGAAGGCGCAAGCCCCAAGACCCGCGGCAGAGGAGGUAAGAGAGGCCCCAAGGUGCGCGUGUCUCUCCGCAUUCCGAGCAUCAAUACCUCACUCCAGAAUGCUCUCCGCAUCACCCAGGUGAAUCUCGCCGCCUCGGCGUUCAAGUCGCGCGCGAUGCCGCUACAUGUGAACAUCACACACACACCGCCCCCUCUUCCCGACGCGGCAGACAAGCCCGAGGGCCAGGAGAUCACGUCUGUUGCUUCUGUUGACCCAGGCUUCGUUGGAACCACGACGCUCGUCCCAAGUACGUUCGCGACCGGCAGCUACGGCUGGAAGGGGAGCAAACGCGUUACCAUCGAGCUGCCGAAUCAAGAAGGCGUGGAGGGCGAGAAGGAGAAGGUUCAUGUCAUGCUGACUAUCAACGCCACCGUCAUGGGCAGUAAGGGUGCAAAGGAAGAGACGGGAGAAGAGGGAAAAGAGGAACAAACAGAAGAACAUGUGGAGAACGGUGCGGAGACGAAAGAGAACGAUACAGCGGCAAAGGAGGCCUUGGGCGACGAUGCCCACGCAGAAGAGGAUAUCACAGAAGCUGCAAAGGAGACUACCGAGGCGGCGGCCUAG
Messenger RNA from Fibroporia radiculosa, 2826 nucleotides. RefSeq lists its product as uncharacterized. Lineage: Eukaryota; Fungi; Basidiomycota; Agaricomycetes; Polyporales; Fibroporiaceae. Gene Ontology annotation, biological process: mRNA splicing, via spliceosome. The transcript is spliced from 10 exons. The coding region runs from base 1 to 2826 and encodes 941 amino acids. Gene Ontology annotation, molecular function: RNA binding; protein binding. The record is from RefSeq and is a predicted model, not a curated record. Gene Ontology annotation, cellular component: catalytic step 2 spliceosome.